Molecule: messenger RNA, 1503 nt
Organism: Hemibagrus wyckioides
Lineage: Eukaryota; Metazoa; Chordata; Actinopteri; Siluriformes; Bagridae
Product: protein kinase C epsilon type-like
Exons: 5
Coding region: 1-1503 (500 amino acids)
Biological process (GO): protein phosphorylation
Molecular function (GO): protein serine/threonine kinase activity; ATP binding
Source: RefSeq, a predicted model, not a curated record
AUGGAGCUGCAGUGCUGGCUUGAGUACCGAAGAGACCAGCGACACCAGGGCAUUACUGAGCAGUACACAUUGGAUCUCCUACACUUCAAAAUGAAUGUAGCAGAAGCCCUUGUGCGUGCAGGAGCAAGAAAAAGAGGAAGAUCAAGCUGGUCACCAAGCCUACCGCUUCAAGAAGAACCAGUAUGGAGAUGCUCUGCUGAACGACGGCCAAUUGAAGAUGUGCGCACUGACAUGACGGACCACAUGCUGAAAUACGACCGUCAAGAUCAAUCUGACAUGGGAAACUCUCUGACUUCCUUUCGUCGUUUGAGACGGAAUAAGAAAAACAAAGUGAAGCGAGGAGUAGCUGAUGAAGUACAGGCCAUCUCUCCCGAAAGUGUAGAGAUAUCGGUAAAGAGCAGUGGAGAUGCAGCACCUCAGCCUCUGGAAGAGAAGACUUCAUCCCUGAAUGCGUGUAGUUCAGAGGAGAGCAGAGAGGAUGAGGAGCUUCAGCUAAAGAGAAAGAGCCUGGAGGACUUCAACUUCCUCAGCGUACUCGGAAAGGGUACAUACGGGAAGGUGAUUCUCUCAGAGCUCAAAGGCACUGAUGAGGUGUAUGCCCUGAAGAUCAUGAAGAAGGAAACGAUUUGGGAAUUUGAUUCCAUCCACGGCACCUUUAUGGAGAGGAGGAUCUUGGCUCUAGCCAGUGAACACCCCUACCUGACCCACCUCUACUGCAGCUUCCAGACCAGCGACUCGUUGUGCUUCGCAAUGGAAUAUGUGAAUGGAGGGGAUCUCUCAUUUCACAUGUCCCGUUCAUGUGGGUUUGAUGAAAACCGCAGCAGGUUUUAUGCUGCUGAGAUCGCCUGUGCCCUCAUGUUCCUCCACCGCAACGGGAUCAUUCACCGAGAUCUCAAACCUGAAAACAUCCUCCUAGACGCCGACGGCCACUGCAAGCUUGCUGACUUUGGCUUGUGUGCAGAGGGCAUACUAGAUGGCAAGACUUCCAACACCUUUUGUGGCACACCCAACUACAUGGCACCAGAGAUGAUACAGUAUAUGGAAUACGACACGUCGGUGGAUUGGUGGGCCCUAGGUUUGAUCAUGUAUGAGAUGAUGACAGGCUACUCCCCGUUUUAUCAUCACAACCGGGAGAAGAUGUUCGAGUACAUCGUCCAUGCUGAACCGCAUUAUCCAUCGAACCUCAGCAAAAAGGCGGUCAGCAUCCUCAAAGCAUUCCUGAGGAAGAACCCCACGGAUCGUCUCGGCUGUGUGGCGUCCCAGGGCAAGGAGAAAGCCAUCAAAGUUCACCCUUUCUUGAAGAAGAUCAACUGGUCACAGCUGGAACAGAGGAAGAUUACCCCUCCAUUUAAACCACAGUUAACAUCUAAGAGGGACGUCAGUCAUUUUAAUGGCAGUUUCACCCGUGAGGAGCCCAAGCUUUCUCAUGGGAAACUCUCCUUCUUUAUCCAGUCCAUCCAAGAGGAUUUUAAUGGCUUCUCCUUCAUUAACACAAAAUAUUAA